UGCGUGUACAGAUGUGCGAGGCAGCGAUAGUGAGCCAUCAAAUGCUGCAGAAGGUAACCAUGGCAACCUCUCUGAAGCCGGAGCACCGGCAACUUUGUCAUAUACGCCCUUGAAAUCGUUAUCAACUGAUAGUGUGACCGUGGAUCGAGAUGGCGACACAACCUUUUCAUUGGUGGCUAUUAAUAGAACAGAAGUCAGUGGCAAACACGUGUCGAAGUGUGUUCAGUCGGUCGUGGCAGAAAGUGUCCUGCGGCGGAGACGCACAGAAAACGGACGAAUAGGAUCAGUGCGUGUGUAUAUCCCAACAGCCCUCGCGCGAAUAGCCAACAUAGAGACUUCUCUGCAAGUGGCCGUGGAUGGCCUGGGCGUGUGGUGUGGUGUGAGCACUGGUGCAUCGGCCAGUGCUCCUGCUGUGGGUGUCAUCGCAGUCAAGUGUGUGGCGGCUGUGUUGGGUGUGGGUGCCCCACUACGCAUAGGGACCGAUGAUGUAGUCAUUGCCAUAACCAUUGAGUGAACCCCGGUUUAACCGCUUAGGGAUAUUGAGCUCAUAGUAAAACUUGCUUUGUGUAUGAAACCAUAGGGUAUGCGCAUGUGUGUGAAACCCUAGGGUUUGUGAAUCUGUGUGGACAACCCUAUCAAAUGUUGACCGCACCAGUGGUUGAAGUGUAGGCAGACGGCUACACAUUAGCCUCAGGUGCCUGGUCGCGGUUGUAGUUUGGGCACACGCCAAAAACACGUGUACACACCGACAAACGAGCAGUACCACAUUGAAGCUCAGGAUAUUGGAAGGCAGGAUGCUUACGAGCACAUUUAAAAUGAUGAACGGAUUCAAUUAAUCGGAAAUGUAUGAAACGAUUUUCCAGAUCGAACCGAAAGUGAC
Messenger RNA from Sphaeroforma arctica JP610, 880 nucleotides. RefSeq lists its product as hypothetical. Lineage: Eukaryota; Ichthyosporea; Ichthyophonida. The record is from RefSeq and is a predicted model, not a curated record. The annotation marks the transcript as partial. The transcript is spliced from 2 exons.